This is a messenger RNA of Limanda limanda (common dab), 1341 nucleotides long. RefSeq names its product serine/threonine-protein phosphatase 2A 55 kDa regulatory subunit B beta isoform. Gene Ontology annotation, biological process: peptidyl-serine dephosphorylation. Gene Ontology annotation, cellular component: cytosol; protein phosphatase type 2A complex. Gene Ontology annotation, molecular function: protein phosphatase regulator activity; protein binding. The record is from RefSeq and is a predicted model, not a curated record. The transcript is spliced from 10 exons. Lineage: Eukaryota; Metazoa; Chordata; Actinopteri; Pleuronectiformes; Pleuronectidae. The coding region runs from base 1 to 1341 and encodes 446 amino acids.
AUGAAAUGUUUUUCCCGUUACCUCCCGUACCUCUUCCGCCCGCCGAGCACCAUCCUGUCCUCCACAUGCCACACCGAAGCUGACAUUAUCUCAACGGUGGAGUUUAACCCAUCGGGAGAGCUGUUGGCCACCGGGGAUAAAGGAGGCAGAGUUGUCGUCUUCCAGAGGGAGCAGGAGAGUAAGAGCCAGCCCCAGCGCAGAGGGGAGUACAAUGUUUACAGCACAUUCCAGAGCCACGAGCCGGAGUUUGACUACCUGAAGAGUUUGGAGAUCGAGGAGAAGAUCAACAAGAUCAAAUGGCUUCCUCAGCAGAACGCCGCCUACUUCUUGCUCUCCACCAAUGACAAGACGGUGAAGCUGUGGAAGAUCAGUGAGAGAGACAAGCGUCCGGAGGGCUACAACCUGAAGGAUGAAGACGGACGGAUCCGAGACCCGUCGACCAUCACCUCGCUACGGGUGCCUGUGCUGCAGCCCAUGGACCUGAUGGUUGAGGCUACAGCCAAGCGUGUGUUCAGCAAUGCCCACACCUACCACAUCAACUCCAUCUCCGUCAACUCCGACUUCCAGACGUACAUCUCUACUGACGACCUCAGGGUCAACCUGUGGAACCUGGAGAUCACUGAUCGCAGCUUCAACAUUGUAGACAUCAAACCAGCCAACAUGGAGGAGCUGACGGAGGUGAUCACCUCAGCCGAGUUUCAUCCCCAGCACUGUCACACCUUUGCCUACAGCAGCAGCAAGGGCUCAAUACGCCUCUGUGACAUGAGACAGGCUGCACUCUGCGACACGCACUGCAAAUACUUUGAGGAGCCGGAGGAUCCUUCCACUCGCUCCUUUUUCUCGGAAAUCAUCUCGUCCAUCUCGGAUGUGAAGUUCAGCCACAACGGGCGCUAUCUGAUGACAAGGGACUACCUCACUGUCAAGGUGUGGGACCUUCAGAUGGAGAACAAGCCACUGGAGACGUACCAGGUUCACGACUAUUUACGGGGCAAACUUUGUUCUCUGUAUGAGAAUGACUGCAUCUUUGACAAGUUUGAGUGUGUCUGGAAUGGAACAGACAGUGUCAUAAUGACGGGAUCCUACAACAAUUUCUUUAGAAUGUUUGACCGGAACACCAAACGUGACGUCACACUGGAAGCGUCCAGAGAAAACAGCAAACCCAGAGCCAUUCUCAAGCCUCGCAAGGUGUGUGUGGGUGGGAAACGACGUAAGGAUGAGAUCAGCGUGGACAGCUUAGACUUCAGCAAGAAGAUCCUUCACACCACGUGGCACCCUCACGAGAACAUCAUCGCUGUAGCCGCCACAAACAACCUCUACAUCUUCCAAGACAAGGUGAACUAA